Talaromyces marneffei is the source of this 936-nucleotide messenger RNA. RefSeq lists its product as uncharacterized. The record is from RefSeq and is a predicted model, not a curated record. The coding region runs from base 1 to 936 and encodes 311 amino acids. The transcript is spliced from 4 exons. Gene Ontology annotation, biological process: S-adenosylmethionine biosynthetic process. NCBI's taxonomy places the organism in Eukaryota, Fungi, Ascomycota, Eurotiomycetes, Eurotiales, Trichocomaceae. Gene Ontology annotation, cellular component: methionine adenosyltransferase complex. Gene Ontology annotation, molecular function: methionine adenosyltransferase regulator activity.
AUGUCUCAUACAGCCCUAAUCACCGGCGCAACCGGCCUCCUAGGCCGUGAAGUCACCAAAUCCUUCAAACAGGCGGGAUGGAUGACGGUAGGGCAAGGAUUCAAUCGAGCAGCCCCGCCAACGAUUCUGAAAGCGAACUUGGAGGAUCCGGCGGAUGUGAAGAGGAUACUUGAUGAAGCCAAACCCCAGGUUGUUGUUCAUUGCGCCGCAAACCGUCAACCAGAUGCCUGCGAAAAGCAUCCCGAACAAGCCCGCAAAAUCAACGUUGAGGCAACCCGUGCCCUAGCAGAAGGCACCAACUCUCGAGGUAUUUUGUUGAUCUAUAUCUCUACAGACUAUGUCUUCGCCGGCCGCGAAGGCGAAGCACCGUACGAAACGGACGCAAAGCCUAGCCCCACAAAUCUCUACGGUGAAAUGAAACGCGAGGGCGAAGAGGUCGUGCUGGAAAUCACCAAGGAGAGGGGGAUGGGUAUCGUCCUGCGCGUCCCAGUCCUCUACGGACUGACAGAAUACAACGGCGAAAGCGCCGUAAACGUCAUCCUAGACGCAAUCGCAAAGAGCAAAGACGCCAACGCAAACCUGAAAAUGGAUGACUGGGCCCGACGCUUUCCGACAAACACCCAGGAUGUAGGACGGGUCUGCAACGAUAUCGCGGUCCGCUACAUCAAGGAUAAGCACAAUAUCAAAUCCCUACCCAAGAUCCUCCAUUUUUCGGCAGAGGAGGAUAUGACCAAGUACGAAAUUGCGCAGCGAUUAGCGCGGAUUUUGGGCGUCGAGAUUCCAGGGAUGGUUGCGAAUAAGGAAGGGAAUGACCCCAAUGCUGCUGUGCAGAGGCCGUAUAAUACGCAUUUGUCGACCAAGGUGCUCAAGGAGGUUGGGAUCAAUGUGCAGGCGAUCAAGUUUGACGAUUGGUGGAGAGCGUACUUGAGGAAGUAA